GUCCUGCUUCGUCUCUUGUUAUCUAACUUGAGACAUUCAGAGAGAGAUAAUGGAGUCCUCGGCUGCUUCCUCACUCUCCGGUACAGCGUCCUCAAAUUCGCCUUCCAAACGCCUUUUGUUCGACCGCCGUUACGGUUGGGUAAUUGAUGAAUUGAAAGACACAUCAGAGGAAGCUCUUGCCGGUGGCCGAGGGAUGUUUUGCAUACUGCCGCUUGCAAAAACUUUGAUCAAGAUGGCUUCCCAAUCGAUUAAUGCUGCAGCAAACUCAGCAGUGAAAGCUUUUGAAAGGCCAGACCUGCUUUCUCCGCAGCAACUGCAAGCGGGUCUUUACAACGAGCUUCACAAAAUUAAGUCUUCUUUGGUAAAACCGGAAUUCAACCAUUUGUUACUCAAAGGAAAUCUCUCGUCAAAAGAGGCCAGUUGCUCUUCUAGUAAAUCAUAGAUGACUUAGAAUGAAUUGAUUUCUUGAAUCCCACACUGGAAUACAGUCCAGAACUACUUUAAGUCAGUCGAUUUAGAUAGUGUUUUUCAGGUUGUUAGGGUCAGCAUUGUAUCUUGUACGAAAUGAUAUGGCGUUGUCGAUUUGAUUAUUGUGAACCUUGUCUCACUGUUCCGCUUUAUACAUCGGAGGUGAACGUGAUUUUAAGUAUCCGGUUGAUCAUUCUUAAGCUGAA
Pyrus x bretschneideri (Chinese white pear) is the source of this 674-nucleotide messenger RNA. RefSeq lists its product as uncharacterized. Bases 50 to 442 code for a protein of 130 amino acids. Lineage: Eukaryota; Viridiplantae; Streptophyta; Magnoliopsida; Rosales; Rosaceae. The transcript has 4 exons. The record is from RefSeq and is a predicted model, not a curated record.